CAUAGCCUUGUUACGAACAUUUCCUCCUGAGCUUCUUCUCCAAUCUCCAUCCAUUCAGCUGCUCGGAACUCCCAUAUUUCCAUUCUCUACCAAAUUCGACAAAGAGAGAGACCAAAGAUGACGGAGGCAGCGAUAAGGAAGAAGCCAGGCAUGGUGAGCGUGAAGGACAUGCCGAUCCUCCAAGACGGGCCGCCUCCGGGCGGGUUCCCGCCGGUCCGGUACGCCCGUAGGAUCCCCAACAAGGGACCCAGCGCCGUGGCCAUUUUCCUCGCCGCCUUCGGUGCUUUCUCCUGGGGCAUGUACCAGGUCGGCAAGGGCAACAAGAUCCGCAGAGCGCUGAAGGAAGAAAAGUAUGCUUCCCGGAGAGCAAUAUUGCCUCUUCUUCAAGCUGAAGAAGACGAAAGAUUUGUCAAAGAGUGGAAGAAGUAUCUUGAAUAUGAGGCCGAAGUAAUGAAGGACGUGCCUGGUUGGAAAGUUGGUGAAAAUGUAUACAACUCUGGGAAAUGGGUACCCCCAGCAACUGGUGAACUCCGUCCCGAUGUCUGGUGAAUAGUAUUCCAACUGCAGUUGCUUUUGUGGAUGAUGUUUAGUCGUCAAGAGUUUGUUAUUUUUCAAGCAAGUUUCUUGUGUUGCUCAUACUGAACACAGUUCCAGUGAAAAUAAAAAUGUAUUUGAAACCUUUUGUUUUUA
Messenger RNA from Corylus avellana, 690 nucleotides. RefSeq names its product GRIM-19 protein. The record is from RefSeq and is a predicted model, not a curated record. NCBI's taxonomy places the organism in Eukaryota, Viridiplantae, Streptophyta, Magnoliopsida, Fagales, Betulaceae. Gene Ontology annotation, cellular component: respiratory chain complex I.